Messenger RNA from Chionomys nivalis (European snow vole), 3578 nucleotides. RefSeq names its product lysophosphatidylcholine acyltransferase 2 (gene Lpcat2). NCBI's taxonomy places the organism in Eukaryota, Metazoa, Chordata, Mammalia, Rodentia, Cricetidae. Gene Ontology annotation, cellular component: endoplasmic reticulum. The coding region runs from base 90 to 1808 and encodes 572 amino acids. Gene Ontology annotation, molecular function: calcium ion binding; 1-acylglycerophosphocholine O-acyltransferase activity. The record is from RefSeq and is a predicted model, not a curated record. The transcript is spliced from 15 exons.
UUUGUGGGUCUCCGGCCAAGGCCGGGCAGCAGCGUUCUUCGCGCCCUCUGGGUCCCUAGCUUUGCUCGGGUCAGGCGCCGAGAUCCACGAUGAACCGGUGCGCUGAGGCGGCCGCGGUGGCUGCCACGGUGCCGGGCUCAGGCGUCGGGGACGCGGGGUUGAGACCACCCAUGGUACCUCGCCAAGCGUCCUUUUUCCCGCCGCCAGUGCCCAACCCCUUCGUUCAGCAGACGCGGAUCAGCGCGGCCCGACGGCUGCAGAUUUUUCUUCUUGGAAUUAUUCUGCUUCCGGUCCGUGUAAUAUUGGUUGCAUUAAUUUUGUUCCUGGCAUGGCCAUUUGCUGCAAUUGCAACAGCAUGCUGCCCUGAAAAGUUGACCCAUCCGAUCAGUGGUUGGAGGAGGAAGAUUGCUCAUCCAGCUUUGAAGUUUCUGGGCCGUGCCUUGUUCUUCUCGAUGGGGUUUAUGGUGACCGUGAAGGGGAAGAUCGCGAGCCCCUCGGAAGCCCCCAUUUUUGUCGUCGCCCCUCACUCAACAUUCUUCGAUGGAAUUGCCUGCGUUGUAGCUGGGCUGCCUUCUCUGGUGUCACGCAAUGAGAAUGCACAGACCCCUCUGGUUGGCAGACUGUUACGGGCUGUGCAGCCAGUUUUGGUGUCCCGUGUUGACCCAGAUUCCCGAAAAAACACAAUAAAUGAAAUCAGAAAGCGGGCGACAUCCGGAGGGGAGUGGCCCCAGAUACUUGUUUUCCCAGAAGGUACUUGUACUAAUCGCUCCUGUUUGAUUACUUUUAAACCAGGAGCCUUCAUUCCAGGAGUUCCAGUGCAGCCCAUACUCCUCAGAUACCCAAACAAACUGGAUACUGUGACCUGGACAUGGCAAGGAUAUACAUUCAUCCAGUUGUGUGUGCUUACUUUCUGUCAACUCUUCACAAAGGUGGAAGUUGAGGAGAUAUGGUUUUUGUGGGAGAAAAUAAAGUCUGACAAGUCUUGGACCGAACCUGGGCCAUGUGAAUUCUCUAACACUGGGGAGUUCCUGCCUGUCCAAGCACCAAGUGAUGAGGAAAAGAAUGAUCCUGUUCUUUUUGCCAGUAGAGUCCGGAAUUUAAUGGCAGAAGCGUUGGCGAUACCAGUGACAGAUCACACCUACGAAGACUGCAGGCUGAUGAUCUCAGCAGGACAGCUAACGUUGCCUAUGGAAGCUGGGCUGGUAGAAUUCACUAAGAUUAGCCGGAAAUUGAAGUUGGACUGGGAUGGCAUUCGCAAGCACUUGGAUGAAUAUGCCUCUAUUGCCAGUUCCUCCAAAGGAGGCAGAAUUGGAAUUGAAGAGUUUGCAGAGUACUUAAAGUUGCCUGUUUCCGAUGUCCUGAGACAACUUUUUGCACUCUUCGACAGGAAUAAUGACGGCAGUAUUGACUUCCGAGAGUAUGUGAUCGGCCUGGCUGUCUUGUGCAACCCUGCCAACACGGAAGAGAUCAUCCAGGUGGCAUUUAAGCUAUUCGACGUUGAUGAGGAUGGCUACAUAACAGAGCAGGAGUUCUGCACCAUUCUGCAGGCUUCUCUUGGAGUGCCUGACCUUGAUGUUUCCGGUCUCUUCAGGGAAAUUGCCCACGGGGACUCUGUUUCCUAUGAGGAAUUCAAAAGUUUUGCCCUAAAGCACCCAGAAUACGCCAAGAUCUUUACAACGUACUUAGACCUCCAGACAUGCCAUGUGUUUUCGUUGCCAGAUGAAGUCCAGACAGCUCACUCCGGGGCUAGUAAUAAAGUCAGCCCUGAGAAGCAUGAGGAGGGCGCCUCAGACAAAAAGGUUGAUUGAGUCGGUGUCCCCGUGAGGAAAGCUCUGCUCCUGCCUGUCAUUGGGAAGGUGUUUGUUGACAGCAUUGGACGUGUGCUUAGCAACUAAUGAAGUUCAAAACAGAAAGCUUUUUUACUAAAAUGACAUAUUUUCUUCCUAAAAUGCUUUUAUUAACUUGCAUAUAUCAAGUAAGUUCCUUUUGUCUUACAUUGUGCUCUUACUGGUUGCUUUAACUGGCAAUAAAUACUGUAUAUUUUUGUGAAUUUUUCAGUUCAGUUUUCAUAAUAAACUCACUGGUCUUCCUCUGUAUUGGCCAACAUUGGUCAACACUGUGAGUUUAGCAAGUACAAAUGAUUUUCAGUUCUUCCACAUAUAAUAAUACUCUGUUUUCUCUAAUUGCUUCCCUUUCUAGAAGUAAGGAUAAGGAAUCUGAAAAGCAUGGCAGAAUUUUGUAUUUUUAUCUUUGCAGGUUUAUUUUCCCAUUUAGAUUUCAGUUUCCUUGGUCACUGGCCAGGAGCUGGCCAGGAGCGGGAAGUGCACCCUUAGCUAGAUGUUGCCUUCUAAGAGCGCACAUUCCCCUUGAGAUGCAUCUCUAUUGCAAGUUUUUUUUUUUUUUCAAAUGCCUCCUAAGGUCAGCAGGUCCUUUUCUGCUAUCCAUAGUGUGUUUCAAAAUGACCGCAGUGACCACAGCUGAGUGGGAAUUGCCUUAUUGAAGGGAACAGUGAUUGCCUAAUGGGAAAAUGAAUUGUUUGCUACAGAGUUGAAUUGAAUUUGAGUUGGCUGGUUCUGAAGGUAGCACUUUCCCAACAGAUAAAUCAGAUUUGUUCUAUUUAUAUAAUGGUCAAAUUAGUAUAUUUUACCAUCCAAUUCAAGAGAGAGUUUUAUUGUGUUUAAUUUUCCUCUCAAACUUUAGAGUUUGUCAGAACUAUCCACAUGGAAAACAGAUGCUUCCAAUGUAUCACCAACAGCUAAGGAAUCCAAAAGCUUGGUUUGUCAAUGCGUGGCCACAGUCUACACCCAGGCAGAAAUCCAACAGCAACGUAGCCCCUCUAUGUUAGGUGAAAAUUUCUCCAAAUUCCAUUUUUAUGGGGACCCGUGUGUGCAUGCUCUUAAUAUCACUUACAUUUGCACUUUCGAAUAAAGGACCAGUUUGUUAAAAGAAUGUACAGAAAUAAUUGGUUACUGUUCUGCAUUUAGUCUUUGAUACCAAAUGCUUUGUUCUGACUAGGUUUCAGAAUUUACUAGCCAGUCUGCCGUAAGUUAGAGUUUUCAAGUCCGUUUUGAGGCUCCGAAGUUUCCGGGACGCGUUGGAGACUAUAUUUACUCAAGGGCCGUGAUUCUGAACUACUUUCACACACGAGGCAGGUGUUUUCUAAGUUAAUGACUAAAUACAUAUUUGGAUAUUUGAGCAGCAAAGUUUUAUCCUUAAGUAUAUGUAAUUAUUUACUUUUCAUGUGUAUUAAAGCACUUUUAAGAGGCGUUAGAUGAGCUGAAGCAAUUGCUUAAGUAAUUAAUUAUGCUAAGUAAUGUUUACGCUGAUGUCUGUCAGACACAGUAGAUGUACAUACUCAGGUAAGCCCAGGAAGCCCAUAUGUUAAUCCACUAAUCACGGGAGAGUAACAUUCGGAAUUAGAGGCUUUCUAUGAGGCUCUCAGAAAUGAACCCAUUAUUUCCUUGUGUUUAUACGUCGACUUCUGUCAGUAUGGUGUUUCUAUUUUACGGUUUCAUCAAUGAACAAACAAAUUUGCAAUGUAAAACUUGGCAACUACAAAGUUCUGGUUUUAUGAUGUU